Rhopilema esculentum is the source of this 1584-nucleotide messenger RNA. RefSeq lists its product as uncharacterized. Lineage: Eukaryota; Metazoa; Cnidaria; Scyphozoa; Rhizostomeae; Rhizostomatidae. The record is from RefSeq and is a predicted model, not a curated record.
AUGGUGCUUUGUUUGGUCGUUAAUUGUGGUAGAAAAUCGGGAAGACGCGGCAAAAAGAGAGGUACGGAAGACGACGAUCAUGGGCCUAACCAGACGGACAACGAAAAAAGUUCCGGCAUCAGUUUUUCUAGAGUUCCAACCAUCAUCACGAAUGAAGGUAAUGCUAUGGAAGACUUAACAAGAGAGAGAAGAAGGCGUUGGAUUUCAGCUUUAAGUAGAGAUGAUUUGACGGAAAAGAAGUUAGCAAAUGAUCGCGUUUGUAACCUGCAUUUUGUGUCUGGUAGGGCUGCCAAGAACUGGGACAGAUUCAAUGUUGACUGGGUACCAACUCUGAGGCUUGGCCACACAAACAAGCUUGAAAAGGACCAUUCCCAUGUUAAAGAAAGAGCUGCUAGGGUUACAAGCAGACGUAAACGUGUGAAUGAUAAUCGUAAGCAUGAAAGUGAAGAGAAGAGAGUAAGGGAAGAUGAUGGCCUGUCAAUUGCCAGCAUUUUUGGUAUCCAAGAAGAACCAAUGCCAAGACAGCGAGAAAUCACAUCCAAUGAAGCAAUAAGCAUGGGAGUUACUGUUGAUUCUGGCCAAUGUAUUCAACCAGCUGAAGAAACCAGAGUAUGUGAUGCUGAAACAAAUACUGAUGAGCUCAAUUAUUUGUUCCAAGGCCUAGCCAUCAAAACAGAACCAUUUACACAAGAGUGCUUCAUUAAUGAUGAUACCAAGGUCAGGUUUUACACUGGACUGCCAUCAUAUGAUGUCCUGCAGACAACUUUUGAUUUUGUAAAGCCUCUUAUUGAUGGAAAAUCAGCUACAUUGCAGAGCUUCCAGCAGUUCAUAUUAGUUUUGAUGAAAUUGAGGUUGAAUGUACCCCAUCAGGAUCUUGCCUACAGAUUUGGUGUAUCUGUGCCAACAGUUUCAAGAAUAUUCAAGAAAUUGAUAAACAUUCUUGAUAAGAAACUAAGUCCAAUUAUUUCAUGGCCUGAGAGGGAAGACUUAUGGCGCACUAUGCCCAAGUGCUUUCAGUUUUCUUUUGGCAAAAGGGUAACAGUGAUAAUUGACUGUUUUGAAGUGUUUAUAGAGAGACCAUCUAACCUGUUGGCAAGAGCACAGACAUACUCUAAUUACAAGAGCUACAAUACUGUCAAAGUGUUAAUUGGUAUUACUCCACAGGGUACAAUAAGUUUUGUAUCUGAAGCAUGGGGUGGACGGACUUCAGACAAGUUUUUGACAGAUAAUUGUGGGAUUCUAAGGUUACUUAAUCCAGGAGACUUGGUGAUGGCAGACAGGGGCUUCACUAUACAAGAAAGUUUGUUGUUUUAUCAAGCAGAAUUGGCUAUCCCAGCAUUUACACGAGGUAAAGAUCAGCUUGACCCCAUUGAUGUUGAGAAAACUAGGGGUAUCGCAAAUGUGAGGAUACAUGUAGAACGAGUGAUAGGACUGUUGCGCAGAAAAUACACAAUCCUUCAGAGUACACUCCCAAUUGACUAUCUUAUUUGUUCAAGCGGAAGUCAAAGCCCUCUCAUUUACAAAAUCUUACGUGUGACAGCUUCUUUAACAAAUCUUUGUCCUUCAAUUGUUCCAUUUGACUAG